CCACCACUACACACUACACUACACACUACACACUACACACUACACACUACACACUACCCAUCCACACAUUCACUACCAUAAUUCCUUACCCAUUCCUUACAAUACCCUAACCACCUCGUACCCUACACCCUACACUACGACACGACCCUACCCUACCUACCCUACCUACCCUUCCUACCCAUCACAUCCUUACCUUUUUCCUUUUCCCUACUAAUCUCUCUCUACUACUGAGUCCACUCUACUCUACUCUACUCUACCCUCGCUACUCCCUCGCUCUACUGGCUAGACAUGCCCUACUAUACAUCUAAUUCUCUCCCCUUCACUACUACUAUUACUACUCCCACUGCCGCUGUCGCCGCUACUUCUUCUACUUCUACUUCUACUUCUACUACUGCUCCCGCUACUCCCACUACAACUACAACUACAACUACUCCCGCUGCUCCUGCCACUUCAACCUCCGCGACUCAACCCGCUCCCUCCCAAAACAACCAACCUUCCCGACCCUCCACUCUCUCCGCCCAAUUCAACCAACACAAGAGCGACUCUUCCUCCUCUACCUCGUCGACCUCCUCCGCCUCGCUCUCACCUUCGCCUUCGGCUUCGCCCGCCCCGCUGGCCACCGACAACUCCACCGGUGUCCAAGACGUAAACGUGCCGCCGUCCGUCGAGCAGCAACUGCAACAGCAGCAACAACAACAACGCCGCCGUCGCUCCACCUUGACUUCACUCCUACGAAAGGACGUCCCCCUCACCUCGUCCCUGUCCUUCUCUCGUGGCCGGCUCCAACAAUCCACAAACACUCGCUCGCGAGAUCCCUCUAUCAGUAAUAGCAUACGAUCCUCGAGCAAGGAAGAUCUAUUCGACCCUUCCUCCACGCACCUCCGUACCUCUACAUCAGCAGUCUCAAUAAACGAAAGACUCACCCCCGAACACACCGCAGCCUCAACGCUGGCUCGCAGCAUAGAUUCAACGCCAUCUUCGGCCUCGGCAAAUUUGGCAGGCAAGAAGAUGCAUCAAACAUCCUCGCGGUUGCUCCGCAUGACGGACGAUGAGAGGCCCUUCACAAGAGAUUUCAAAGACCUGUUCGCCACAUUAAUGGUCUCUCUUCCAUUGACACCCCACCGUGUCCGCUUUCGAAUGAUCGAUAACACAUUUACUACAGAUGAAGCAAUCACUAACCUCGGUUCUCUGAAAUUCUCCCAAUCAAACCGCAUGCCGGAUCCCAAGGACUCGUCUCGCGUGGUGACCACUACCACGACCACCACUUUCUCCAUGGCGAAAGAGAUGGCUAGGUCUGUGUGCAACAAAUUCCUCGAGGCCAAGUUCAUUGAGUCGGUGGAAGGAAAAUUGGACUUCACCAACAAGAGCUCCGUGUGGCAAUUGACACCCAAGGGUAUCCACAUCCUCGAGCGAUUCUGUUCCCGCAAUGGUAUCCAAUCCGCACACGUCAAGCACGUUAUUGAGUCACAGCGAAACCCCCACCAAUUGGUGACACUCGAGCGCGAUACCGACACUGACAAGCUGCACCACGACGAGCAGACGAUUGAGAUUCUGUUCCGUCGCUUCUGCGGUGCCUCUGCUAACGAGACCGUGAACUCCGACUCUGACUCCAUUCACGAAUUCUCCAGAUGCGAUGUCGGCGUUCGCAUGUCGAAGCACAAGCCAACCGCCUCUCGACCGUACGAGCACAUCUUCACCGGCAAGGCAACCGUUGACUGGCUGAUGGACUGCUGUACAAUGGUCGACCGUCGUGAAGGCCACGAGAUUGGCCAGCUCUUUGUCGAGCUUCGCUUGAUUGCGCCGGUAGACCCUCGUCAGGAGAAGUUCGUUCCUUCCAAACAGACACAUUACUACGUCACUCAACACGGUGAGCAAAUAGCUGGCUGGACUCUCCUCGACGAGUCGACGAUCCCCGCCGAUAGUGGCAACGUAAAGGCUCGCGAGGGUGCUGCCCGCGACUCGAACAGCAACAGGACCAACGUCAUCAUCCGCAACCCAUCGUGGCGUCUUCUGUACCGUGAGUUCUUGAAGGAGACUAUGUGCGAGGAAAAUUUGUCCUUCUACUUGGAGGUCCAAGAGUUCAACAGUCAAUACAAGUCUGCCAUCAACACCUCUGGUGACCACAAGAUUGAGACCAUCCGAGAGACAUUGGCUGCUGCUUAUGGCCUGUACAACGCUUUCCUAGCCCCAGGUUCCCCCAACGAGCUAAACAUCGACCACGCGCUCCGCACGCAACUUGCUACCCGCAUGACCCGUGCUGUUGGUGACGACACCGCCAUGAUGCAGAGUCUCGUUGAGGUCGCUCUGCUGUUUGAGAAGGCACAAAACUCGAUCUUCAAGCUCAUGUCUAGCGACUCGGUGCCCAAAUUCAUCAAGCACCCCAAGUACGGUCCCCAACUUCGUGGUCUCGAUGCCGCAGCCGCGCAAGCCUAUGCUACUUCGACACGGUGAAGCUCGGAAACAACAUGAAGUAAAGCGUAGCAACCAUUCUACUAGCACGCACGCAUCCUGAUCCGGCAUUGAAAUGAACGAAUUGAUCGCCA
Molecule: messenger RNA, 2543 nt
Organism: Aaosphaeria arxii CBS 175.79
Lineage: Eukaryota; Fungi; Ascomycota; Dothideomycetes; Pleosporales
Product: RGS-domain-containing protein
Exons: 4
Coding region: 289-2451 (720 amino acids)
Biological process (GO): intracellular signal transduction
Source: RefSeq, a predicted model, not a curated record